This is a messenger RNA of Sorex araneus (European shrew), 6284 nucleotides long. It is a transcript of the gene SATB1, whose product is annotated as SATB homeobox 1. Lineage: Eukaryota; Metazoa; Chordata; Mammalia; Eulipotyphla; Soricidae. The record is from RefSeq and is a predicted model, not a curated record. Gene Ontology annotation, molecular function: DNA-binding transcription factor activity, RNA polymerase II-specific; RNA polymerase II cis-regulatory region sequence-specific DNA binding. Gene Ontology annotation, biological process: regulation of transcription by RNA polymerase II; chromatin remodeling. The transcript has 12 exons. The coding region runs from base 311 to 2590 and encodes 759 amino acids.
GGAAAGAAGACAACUUGAAGUCAAGUUGCAAUUAACUUCCGCGGCAGCCGCAGCUCCGGCGGCGGCGGGAGCAGAGGCUCGAUCCGCCGCCUCCGAAGUCCGACGCCGGCGCGCCCGCCCGGGGAGUCUUUGCAGCUCUCCGGCCCGCACCCGACAGCCACCGCCGCCCCCUGCGCCCAUGCCUGAGACAUAGAAAACAUCAGUCUUGAACUUCUCUUCAAGAACCCGGGCUGCAAAGGAAAUCUCCUUUGUUUUUGUUAUUUAUAUGCUGUCAAGUUUUGAAGUGGUGAUCUUUAGAGGGUAACUGAGUAUGGAUCAUUUGAACGAGGCAACUCAGGGGAAAGAACAUUCAGAAAUGUCUAACAAUGUGAGCGAUCCGAAGGGUCCACCAGCCAAGAUUGCCCGCCUGGAGCAGAACGGGAGCCCGCUAGGACGAGGAAGGCUGGGGAGUACAGGUGCAAAAAUGCAGGGAGUGCCUUUAAAACAUUCGGGCCAUCUGAUGAAAACCAACCUUAGGAAAGGAACCAUGUUACCAGUUUUCUGUGUGGUCGAACAUUAUGAAAACGCCAUUGAAUAUGAUUGCAAGGAGGAGCAUGCGGAGUUUGUGUUGGUGAGAAAGGAUAUGCUUUUCAACCAGCUGAUAGAAAUGGCAUUACUGUCUCUGGGAUAUUCGCAUAGCUCUGCUGCCCAGGCCAAAGGGCUCAUCCAAGUUGGAAAGUGGAAUCCAGUUCCACUGUCUUAUGUGACAGAUGCCCCUGAUGCUACGGUAGCAGAUAUGCUUCAAGACGUUUAUCAUGUGGUCACAUUGAAAAUUCAGUUACACAGUUGCCCCAAACUAGAAGACUUGCCUCCUGAACAGUGGUCGCACACCACAGUAAGGAAUGCUCUGAAGGACUUACUGAAAGAUAUGAAUCAGAGUUCGCUGGCCAAGGAGUGCCCUCUUUCACAGAGUAUGAUUUCUUCCAUUGUGAACAGCACUUACUAUGCAAAUGUCUCGGCAGCAAAAUGUCAAGAAUUUGGAAGGUGGUACAAACAUUUCAAGAAGACAAAAGAUAUGAUGGUUGAGAUGGAUAGUCUCUCGGAGCUAUCCCAGCAAGGUGCCAACCAUGUCAACUUCGGCCAGCAGCCGGUCCCAGGGAACACAGCUGAGCAGCCUCCGUCCCCCGCGCAGCUCUCGCACGGCAGCCAGCCGUCUGUCCGGACCCCUCUUCCGAACCUGCACCCCGGGCUUGUGUCAACGCCCAUCAGUCCUCAGUUGGUCAACCAGCAGCUGGUGAUGGCUCAGCUGCUCAACCAACAGUAUGCAGUGAACAGACUUUUAGCCCAGCAGUCCUUAAAUCAACAAUACUUGAACCAUCCUCCCCCUGUGAGUAGAUCUAUGAAUAAGCCUUUGGAGCAACAGGUUUCAACUAACACAGAGGUGUCUUCCGAAAUCUACCAGUGGGUACGUGAUGAACUGAAACGAGCAGGAAUCUCCCAGGCAGUUUUUGCACGUGUGGCUUUCAACAGAACUCAGGGCUUGCUUUCAGAAAUUCUCCGAAAGGAAGAGGACCCCAAGACUGCCUCCCAGUCUUUGCUGGUAAACCUUCGGGCUAUGCAGAAUUUCUUGCAGUUACCUGAAGCUGAAAGAGAUCGGAUUUACCAGGAUGAAAGGGAAAGGAGCUUGAAUGCUGCCUCAGCUAUGGGUCCUGCCCCCCUGAUAAGCACACCACCCAGCCGCUCCCCCCAGGUGAAAACAGCUACUAUUGCCACUGAGAGGAAUGGGAAACCAGAGAACAAUACCAUGAACAUUAAUGCUUCCAUUUAUGAUGAGAUUCAGCAGGAAAUGAAGCGUGCUAAAGUGUCCCAAGCACUGUUUGCAAAGGUUGCGGCAACCAAAAGCCAGGGAUGGUUGUGCGAGUUGCUACGCUGGAAAGAAGAUCCUUCACCUGAGAACAGAACCCUGUGGGAGAACCUCUCCAUGAUCCGAAGGUUCCUCAGUCUUCCCCAGCCAGAACGCGAUGCCAUUUAUGAGCAGGAAAGCAACGCGGUGCAUCACCAUGGCGACAGGCCGCCCCACAUCAUCCAUGUACCGGCGGAUCAGAUUCAGCAGCCCCCGCCGCAGCCGCAGCCGCAGCCCGUGCCGCCGCCCACCCAGCCGCAGGCGCAGCAGCCCGCGGUGCCCCGGCUCCCCCCGCGGCAGCCCCCCGUGGCCUCGCCCGCCGAGGCGGAGGACGAGAACCGGCAGAAGAGCCGGCCGCGCACCAAGAUCUCGGUGGAAGCGCUGGGCAUCCUGCAGAGCUUCAUCCAGGACGUGGGCCUGUACCCCGACGAAGAGGCCAUCCAGACUCUGUCGGCCCAGCUGGACCUGCCCAAGUACACCAUCAUCAAGUUCUUCCAGAACCAGCGGUACUAUCUCAAGCACCACGGCAAGCUGAAGGACAACUCCGGCCUGGAGGUGGACGUGGCCGAGUACAAGGAGGAGGAGCUGCUGAAGGAUCUGGAGGAGAGCGUCCAGGAGAAGGGCGUGAACACCCUCUUCUCGGUGAAGCUGGAGGAGGAGCUCGCGGUGGAGGGGAACACGGACAUCAACGCGGACUUGAAGGACUGAGCCGAGAGCCGCUCCUCGCACGCCCCCCGGGCCACUGGUAUACUGGCCCACACCACGAGGAAAGGUCCACCGAGUAUGCGCGCAGAAAAACCUUUGUUGUUCAUCGUUUGGCCAACGAAUCUUCAGAAACUUGCACAACCAGGAAAGUUGGGAAGGGAUCGUCCAGACUGCACUAAAGGUUUUAACUCUUUUACAAACUGCUUGGCAGCCCCAGGUGAAGCAUCAAGGAUUGUUUGGUAUUCAAAAUUCAAAUUUGUGUUCACGGGACAGCAGAGGUCUGUCACCCGGAAGCAUGAUACCAGUGAUUUUUUUUUCUUUUUUUUUAAUUAUUAUUCUGGAGCCUCAAACAAGCAUUAUAACUUCUGUGAUUAUUAUUUCCUUCCUUUAGUUAUUUCUGUAACACUCCACACUGAUCUUUGGAAACUCGCCCCUUAUUUUAAAAAAGAAAAAAAAAAAGAGUUUGUUACUCUAUUGUAUGUUACAGAAGAACUAUAGACUGUGGAAUGCAGUUUAAAGAUGACAUAUGCCAACAAAUGCCUUGUAUUAUAUGGCACUGCCGUAAUUCAAAUUUCUUUUUAUUUUGGAAAUAAAAGUUCACUGUAAUUUUUUUCAUUCUCAUUGUUACAUGAUUUUUUAAAAAAAUGAAAAGAAAAUGUGAAACACAAUUUAGUCUUCAUUAUUUAUUUGUAGAUCCUGCAGUAUCAUGUUGUAAUUAAUUUUUUGGAAGUUUCCGUUAAAUGUAAUAUUGCUUCUCUUGUUACCAUACUGAUUCUUUUUCUAUUUAUAAAUGUAUUUUGAUGGGCAGUAAAACAAAGUGUCUUAAAAGUUUUAAAUAGAGAAAAUGUGCUUUACACAGUUGCCUAUAAAAAGUGCUCUAUGUUAUCCAAGCAAUUCAUACUAUAAGCUUCACUCUUAUUGUUGUAUGCAAUUUUUACUAUCAUGCAAAUAAGCUUAGGUAAAUAAAACUAAUAGAUCACCUUAGAAAAUUAUGCAAUUAAUGUGAAAAUAAUUGAUGUUUGCAAUGUGUCUUCCUUUGGUUUACAAUCAAUUUUAAAGCUACAUCUGUAUAAAAUUUCUGUAUAAAGGUGUAUUUCUUUUUUUUUUUUAAUGAGUUCAUGGCUAUGAAAACACCAGCUAUUUUGUUACAGCUGGCUGUUUUUAUAAGUGUAUCACAAUUUUCUUUAUGCAGAAAUGUUCUGAUUAGGAGUGGUUAUUGACUGUAACUACACAAUUAAAAUUGUUUGUAUGGUAUGACAUGGUAGGGUUUGUCUGCUUAUGUGAAGUCACCUUAAAGAAGAUUCAAAGGAUGGCCCUCAGGUACAUGCUCAUUCAUGCUUUCUUAAUAAUUUACUGAUUUUAAAGAGCAAUUGAAAAGUCACUUGAAACACUGUAUAUUUGAAUCUCAGACACAUGCUUAUUUUUUUUUUAAGUUUAACAGUGAAAAUGAUAACCUGUUUUGGUUAACAAUUUUGCUGAUGGUCCCCUAACAUUUGUGAACAGAAGUCUAAGCUCAAUCUUUAGUAGUUAUGUGCUUGGGCUUGAAUCAUUGCAUUUACUUCACACUAACUUCGAUAAAGGUCACACCUUUCUUUAAGCUGAUGUAUAGUUUUAAUGGCCAUUAGUAACACAAAACAAGGGGAAAUGGACCCUCUGUAUAAAAACUUAUUAAGCAGUGUAUUUUUUUAAGUUAUAAAUGGAGCAGAAGUUAGUAUUUCUGAGCUCAUUUGGUUGUUCAUGUAUGUCAUAAUUCUUAAGAACUGCAUGGAAGGAAGUAAGACUAAUCCUGGAAUUCAAACACAAUCUUCGAAAUUCUUGCAACGUAAAAUGCAAUAAACUUCAGCGUACAAAAGGCGGUGUGCUAACUGGUCAUAGGAAGGCUUGAGAACAAUGUUGGAGUCUUUGGAUAUUUUAUAUUUUUUCUUUUGCUUCCCCUUUUAAGGUUUUCUAGAUCAUAAGAGGGGUAGCUGGGGUCCUUGAUGUGUGGGACUGAAAUCACCCAUUCUCUUUCUUCCGGUCAUUUACUCAGGCCGUUCAGCAGUAGUCAACAAAGAGGAUGCUUCCUUGUUGAAAUUUCCCAUAAGAAACUGGAUUGAGAUCAUUGUAAGAUCUGUUUGUACUUUUGAAGCACCACUGAAGGCAGCUAGUUUGCUCCAAGCUGAAAAUGUAUUGAAACUUUGGGAGGGGGUGGUUGGGGCCACAUCCAGAAGUGCCCAGUGCUUAACUCAUGGCGCUGUGCUCAGGGGUUACACCUAACUUGGCUUGGAAGACCAUAUAGGUUGCCACAGAUCAAGCCCAUUCCAGCCGAAAUAUUGAGGUUUUUUUUCUUUUUGGGGCACACCCGGCGAUGCACAUGGGUUACUCCUGGCUUUGCACUCAGGAAUUAACUCCUGGCGGUGCUCAGGGAACCGUAUGGGAUGCUGAGAAUCGAACCUGGGCUGGGCGCGUGCAAGGCAAAUGCCCUACCCGCUGUCUGUUGCUCCAGCCCCUUGAAAAUGUUUUUCAGUAAGUUAUUGUUUGGCAACCUUCUAAGGUUGCUUAUUAGAAUUCAGAUGAUUAUUUGAGCAAAAGAAAUUUUAAUAAUAGAAAGUAGGUUCCAUGCAUUAAAAAUAAGUAGAAAGUAAAAGUUCAUAUGUCACGAAAUUUAAAAAAAACUUUCCUCUUUAUUUUCACUGAAUGUGGGGGAAAAGGCUAGAAUAGAGAGCAGAGACAUUUUUGAACCAGUCCAACACUUAAUACACAAUGUCAGGUAUGAAAUUUAGUAAUUCUUUGGAAGAAGAAAUUGGUCUGCUGGUUUAAUUUUCCUGUUGCCCGGGAGUUGGGGUUAGCCUUGUAGCUUUCAAAGCAACGUUCUCAAGGACUUAGUGUGUAAGAAAUGACAAAAUUAUUAGAUCCGUUAGUAUAAUUUAGCUAAGUUGAUAUUUUAAAACAAAAGCUCUGGUCAGUGAUAAGUGAUGGCCUCGACUCAGCAAGCAAGGUUGUUCUCAGGAAAGAUGGAACAUUUAGAAAGGAUUUCUCUGAGCGAUUCACUCUUCACUCCCGUGUGGCCACCAUUUCCUUUCUUACUCCUGCUUCCAUGUUGCCGAUGACUGGGAAAGUUCUCUGAACAAGCUUCAUUGUGUCCCAAGUAUUUCAGAGACUUUUAAAAGCUGGGCAUGACAUAGCACUUUGUGCUGUUAAGACCUUAGCGGAGUCAGGUAAUUUACAGAUAAUAUUCAAUCCUGUACAUCUGAAUCUGUCAUAGGUUUCUUCCCUCAGCACUUUGCCACUAAUUUGUAAUACACUCUGUGGCCAUAUAAUACUUGCACAUUAUGCAAAAUACAGUGUUGAUAGUAGCUCCUUGGCACAUAAUAUGCAGAGUUGACACAACCUUUGAAAUCCAAGGUAACUAUUUUAUGUGCCCUAGUUGUGUGGCACUUGGUUACAAACUGUACAUAAUAUGUAUAAAAUGUGUAUCAAUAUUUAGUCCUAAGGAGUUCUGAGAUUAGAAAGUGUUUUUCCCCAAGUAGUAAUAUCUAUACUUAACUGUGCUUAUCUAAAACAUAGCUUGCCUAGAAAAUUCAGAUAAUUCAAGGUUGAGUAAAAAUGACAAUCCCAUACAUUCCAUUAUUAAAUUCUGCCCUAUUCCCUUAUUGUUACUGGCUGAUAUUAAGGUCCUUGGCUGUCACAAUAUUAUCAAUAAAUGAGGUAUUCUGAA